AUGGCGACACGCGAUCAGCAGGUGAUGGGCAUGCCACCAUUCCUGGCCGACUUCCUGAUGGGUGGCGUUUCGGCAGCCAUUUCCAAGACGGCGGCCGCUCCGAUCGAACGAAUCAAGCUCCUCGUGCAAAAUCAGGAUGAAAUGAUCAAGGCCGGCCGGCUUGACCGUCGUUACGGGGGCAUCGUGGAUUGCUUCAAGCGUACAAUAGCAGAUGAAGGGACGCUUCUGCUCUGGCGUGGCAAUACCGCAAACGUGAUUCGCUACUUUCCCACGCAGGCUUUGAACUUUGCCCUGAAGGAUAAGUUCAAGGCCCUGUUUGGAUACAAGAAGGAACGCGACGGUUUUGGACUCUGGGUGUUCGGGAACGUGGCGUCUGGAGCGGCAAGUCGAACACAUGAACUUCUUCGACAGGAUCAGAAUGUGUACUAA
Purpureocillium takamizusanense is the source of this 429-nucleotide messenger RNA. Its product is annotated as ADP/ATP carrier protein. Gene Ontology annotation, molecular function: ATP:ADP antiporter activity. The transcript is spliced from 4 exons. Gene Ontology annotation, biological process: mitochondrial ATP transmembrane transport; mitochondrial ADP transmembrane transport. The record is from RefSeq and is a predicted model, not a curated record. Bases 1 to 429 code for a protein of 142 amino acids. Gene Ontology annotation, cellular component: mitochondrial inner membrane. Lineage: Eukaryota; Fungi; Ascomycota; Sordariomycetes; Hypocreales; Ophiocordycipitaceae.